This is a messenger RNA of Empidonax traillii (willow flycatcher), 2168 nucleotides long. RefSeq lists its product as uncharacterized. Gene Ontology annotation, biological process: G protein-coupled receptor signaling pathway. The record is from RefSeq and is a predicted model, not a curated record. The coding region runs from base 24 to 2147 and encodes 707 amino acids. Gene Ontology annotation, molecular function: G protein-coupled receptor activity. The transcript has 6 exons. Lineage: Eukaryota; Metazoa; Chordata; Aves; Passeriformes; Tyrannidae. Gene Ontology annotation, cellular component: membrane.
GGGAUCACAUCCCAUCUUCCACCAUGGAGCUGAACCAGACAUCCCCAGCUCCCACAUCUCCCUUGACGGACACCAAAGGAGAUGAUCCGUGUGGGAUAGAGGUCACCGACAUGGCCAUAGAUGGUGUCAUCCUACUCAUUGGCUUCUGUGGGCUGCUGGGCAACGGGGCUGUCCUCUGGCUCCUCGGCUUCCACAUCCGCAGGAACCCCAUCACCGUCUACAUCCUCAACCUGGCCGUGGCUGAUUUCACCUUCCUCCUCUUCAUCAUCACCUCAUCCCUGCUCUACAUGGUGGACAAUGCCUCCUGCUCUCCCGUCGUUGUUUUCCUGCUCGCCUGCAUCAACAGCAGCACCAACCCCUUCAUCUACUUCCUGGUGGGGAGCUGCUGGAGGCGCUGUUCCCUGGUGUCCCUCCAGGUCGCCUUCCGGAGGGUCUUUGAGGAGACGACCGCCUCUACACCCUAUAGACGCCUUUCUGACACCCUCCAGGCCUCCCCAACACCCUCCAGAGCCCCCUUCCAGGGGGACCAGUGUGUCCAUGGUGGCACCAUUGCUGCAGGCAGUGCUCUCUUCCGUCCCCUCAAAGAGCCUGUGGAGGGAGGUCUGGAGGGACACCAGGGAACAGCGCCUCCAGCAGCUCCCCACCAGGCAGUAAGUGAAGGGUUUGAUGCUGCUGUGGAUGCAGGCGAGCAGGAAAACAACCUGGGAGGACACCACAGUGUAGUCGAGCUGCUGCAGGAAAUUCCCGAGGCUGAGGGGAAGAGCGAAGAUGAGGAAGAAGAUGACAGUGAGGAAGAUAACGGUGUGGAGCCUCCUGUGUCGCUGCUGCUGGGAGCCACACUUGACCUGAAUGAAGAGGACCGUGCUGGAAAUGACCAUGGGCGGGGCGAAGAGGAGGCUGAGGAUGUACAUGGAGAUGAGGGACGUCCGGCAGGGCUCGUGCUCAUCCAGGAGGCACAGGGAAGUCACCGUGGCAAUGACAGCGGCGGAGAGGACCCAGAGCAGGGCACACACCACCCCGGACAGGCGCGGGGGGCGGUGGCAGCGAGCAGAUCCUCCCAGGACAGUUACAUGAAGAAGAAAGUCCCCGGAUCACUGGCUCGUCUCCGUGUCCUGUCCUGGUGGUGUUCCCUCGGGAGCAAUGGGGCCACGGGGGCGUCUGAAACGGUUUUCCGUGUGAGGGGAAGGAGGAGCAGCGCAGGUGUCACAAUGGACAUGUCCCCUGCCACGGAAAGAGCCGGCCCCGCCUGCUGGGGCCAACCCACUGGGAUGGCAUCUAACAGGAGCUGGAGUGAGGACAACCCCUACAGCUGGACUGACUGUGAGAGCAGCCACUUGAGCAAAGUGCCUGUCACGCUGUUCAUCUGCCUCUGUGGGAUGGUUGGGAACGGGGCUGUCCUCUGGCUCCUCGGCUUCCAAAUCCGCAGGAACCCCGUCACCAUCUUCAUCCUCAACCUGGCCAUCGCUGACUGCACCUUCCUCCUCUCCAUCGCCAUCUCCCUGGGGAUAUUUUAUGUCCCAGAGAGCCUCUGCCACGAGCUGGGCUCACAGGGAGUGACAGCCGUGCUGAACGUCACCGUUCUGUUCGCCUUCACUGCCGGUGUCUACCUGCUGACAGCCUUCAGUGCUGUGACAGCUCUGUCUGUCCUACCCCUGUCCCACUGUCCCUGCCGCCACUCCCAGCGCUUCCCAGUGCUCCUGUGUGCCCUGCUCUGGGUCCUCUCCCUCCUGCUCACCGUGACCCUCUACUUCCACCCUUCAGCGCUCGCUGCCUUCGUCCUGAGCUACCUCUUAUCGGUGCUCACCCUCAUCUGCUCUGCUCUAACCCUGCUUAUUGUCCUGUGCUGCUCGUGGAAACACCCUCCAAGGAAGCUCUGUGCCGUGGUCCUGCUGGCUGUCAUCUUCUUCCCCUUCUUCACUGCUGAUUUUGGGUUCUGGCUCUUGCUGAGGGUGUUUGAUUUUUCUGUCUUUGUCCUCAGUGCCUCCCUCCCGCUUGCCUGUGCCAACAGCAGCGUCCACCCUCUUAUUUACUUCUUGGUUGGCAGCUGUGCAAAGAAGUUCACACUCUCUCUCAGUGCUGCCUUCCAAAGGACUUUUGAAGAUGUGUCAGAGCCUCAAAAUAAAGGCAACACAGUGGAAUUGUUAUGAAAUAAAAUAAUCACAAUAUAG